Molecule: messenger RNA, 815 nt
Organism: Sphaeroforma arctica JP610
Lineage: Eukaryota; Ichthyosporea; Ichthyophonida
Exons: 5
Coding region: 5-571 (188 amino acids)
Biological process (GO): cytoplasmic microtubule organization
Cellular component (GO): nucleus; microtubule plus-end; cytoplasm
Molecular function (GO): microtubule plus-end binding
Source: RefSeq, a predicted model, not a curated record
GGAUAUGAAACUAGAGCUCCAGUCUGCGGAGGGUCAAUUGAUCAAGGAGUUGAAUAACGAUAAUUUUACGAUUGCUGAGUUCGAUGUCCGAGCAAGGCAGAUCAUUCAUGUUGUCAAUACGGACCCAGACGCUGAACAGCUUACUGGGGCAGACGUACCAAAAUUUGAAUUGACCAAAAAGGAGUACGAAGAGAGACCGGAUACUGUGUUAGGUUACAAGAAACGUAAUCAGAUGGGGCGAUUCGCACCGGACUACGAGUCCAAAAUGAGUGACAUAAAACAGAAGGAGGCCGAAGAAGCGGCGCAUAUAACUGUGGGGAGCCGAUGUGAAGUGAGGAUAGAUAACGGCGCGGCUCGGAGAGGGACUGUUCGCUUCGUCGGCGAGACAUCGUUUGAAGAAGGAAUCUGGGCUGGCAUAGAGUACGAUGAACCAUACGGCAAGAACGAUGGCAGUGUGGAAGGCAAGAGGUACUUCACCUGUGAGCCCAAAUACGGCGGUUUUGUGAAAUGCAAGUGGGUGGUAUGUGGAGAAUACCCAGAACUGGGCUUGAGUGAUGAUGAAGAGCUAUAGGCUGGUAUCCAUUACGUAUAGCAAUAAAGCGCACAUGAUGCUGUAACAUAUAUAUGAACGUACUUAGUCGGGGGAGAGUGUUAGUGUAGAGAUCCAUCCAGCGUCAAUGAGGAGCCUUGGACUGCAUGUUUAGGCAGUCACUUCUCCGUAGCACGUGCGAGCCAGAGUCCUACCUUUCAGCGCAGAACACUAUGAGCGUAUGAUUCCAGCAUGAUUCAUAUGAUCCCAAGACUUUUGUCACAGC